UUCUUAUUUGUAUGGGCCUUUCUUUAAUAGCAGCUCUGUUUUCCUGUACAAUGGGAUUAUGUGCACCUUGUACUCCAGGAUGUGCUGUUCUACACAGUACUGCCAGUUUCUUUGCUUUUUUGUUUGCCGUUGUAGCUGCUUCUGUUUUCUUUUUCGCAGCUCAUCGUGUUGAUAGCCGUUUUGUCGUUCAACAAAUUGGGGAAGCAUUUUAUUGUUAUGUAAUAAGUUGUUUGUUGUUAAUGCUUGUUUUUAUUUUGAGGUUUUUAUUUAAGAAUCUUAAUUAA
Molecule: messenger RNA, 284 nt
Organism: Meloidogyne enterolobii
Lineage: Eukaryota; Metazoa; Nematoda; Chromadorea; Rhabditida; Meloidogynidae
Source: the annotation of a GenBank genome assembly